UAGAAAUAAUUUCAUGUGUACAUUGAAAUGACUUUCAUUGGCAAUUUUAGUGCUAAUAUAAGUAUUAAUAAUUAGUGCUAAAGUGUUAUGAAGUGUAUGAAAAUUAAAUAACGUAAUUUAUUGAUUUUUUCUUUAAUAUAAUUGUAUCAUAAAAAUUACUAAAAUAACCAAUGUCAUGAUAGUGUAUCGUAAUUUACAACAUUUAAAUACUUUAAUGCUAGUGGGCACAUUAAUUUUAUGUAUGGUUUUUAUUGUACAGAUAAAAGAUGUAUAUCACAAAACUUGUAAAUAUCAUAGAUAUCAAGGUUACAAACAAUCGAUUAAAGAAAUACUAAUGAAUUUGAAUGCUGCUGAGAAAGUAAUGAAUAAAUCAGCAACUCAUCUUCAUCAACUGAAUGAUGCCUACUUGAAGUACGAAAAAGACUCAAAAAAUACAUCUUUAAAAGAGAAGUAGUGAAUAAUUACAUAUUUAACCGUUGAACAUCUUUAAAACAGGUUGUCAUCAACAACAAUGGCUCAAAAAAUUAUUUGCUUAUUUGAUGUCGAUGGGACUUUGACCAAGCCACGUCAGAAAAUUGAAACAAGCAUCGAACAAAGUUUAUUUGAGCUUGCGAAGAAAGAAAAGUUUGAUAUUGGUGUUGUUGGUGGUUCAGACCUCGACAAAUUAAAAGAGCAAUUAGGAGGUAAUGAUAUUUUCAAGAAAUAUAAGUACGUGUUUGCUGAAAAUGGUCUUAUUGCCUACAAAAAUGGAAAGCAAUUACCUUCAGAGAGUAUUCAACAGUUCAUUGGUGAAGAUGCUCUUCAAGAUCUAAUCGACUUCUGUCUAAAGUACAUUUCUGAAUUAAAACUCCCCUUUAAGCGUGGAACAUUCAUAGAAUUUCGUACUGGCAUGAUAAACGUUUCACCAGUUGGACGCAAUUGUAGUCAAAAAGAGAGAAUCCAGUUUUAUGAAUACGACAAAGAACAUCAAAUUCGAGAAAAAUUCAUCCUUGCUUUGAAAAAGAAAUUCCCAGAUUUAGCCUUGACUUACAGUAUUGGUGGACAAAUUUCUUUUGAUAUUUUUCCAUUUGGUUGGGAUAAAACUUACUGUUUACGUCACAUUGACGAGUAUGACGAAAUCCACUUCUUUGGAGAUAAAACACGAAAAGGAGGCAAUGAUUAUGAAAUAUAUGAAAGUGAUUUGACUGUUGGUCAUCGUGUUGAUAGUCCUGAAGAUACAAUUAAACAAGUUAAAAUUUGCUGUGAGAUUCGUAAUGAAAAAAGAAGCAGAGAAUCACCUGUACAGUAUUUAUAAAAUUACAAAAUAGUUUUUAUAUUUCAAAGAGCUUUACAUUUUCAACAAAAAAAUAUAUUAUUAUAAAUUCGGUAUCUUUUUUAUC
Chelonus insularis is the source of this 1379-nucleotide messenger RNA. RefSeq names its product phosphomannomutase (gene Pmm2). The record is from RefSeq and is a predicted model, not a curated record. Lineage: Eukaryota; Metazoa; Arthropoda; Insecta; Hymenoptera; Braconidae. Gene Ontology annotation, molecular function: phosphomannomutase activity. Gene Ontology annotation, cellular component: cytosol. The coding region runs from base 512 to 1294 and encodes 260 amino acids. The transcript has 5 exons. Gene Ontology annotation, biological process: GDP-mannose biosynthetic process; protein N-linked glycosylation; mannose metabolic process.